Molecule: messenger RNA, 915 nt
Organism: Drosophila yakuba
Lineage: Eukaryota; Metazoa; Arthropoda; Insecta; Diptera; Drosophilidae
Product: integumentary mucin C.1
Exons: 2
Coding region: 93-854 (253 amino acids)
Source: RefSeq, a predicted model, not a curated record
CUAUAGCUAAAACCCAAGCGCAAGCUACUCGGGACAGGCGAUCAGUUUCAGUACUCGAUCCAAUCCGCUCACGUCAACACAGCACGCUAAAAAUGAGGUCCGCUGUUAUUUGCUUGUUCUUCAUCGCGACUGCAGCUUGGGCUCAGGAUAUUAAGCCAGAAGUUCCGAUCUAUUUUACGCCGCCCCCUAUAAUAACGAUGACCACAGGGGGUCCCAUAAUGACCACUUUAUCGGAGGAGACAACAACCGAAUCCUCCCCGACCACAACCUUAGCAACCGAGUCCACCACAACUACAAAAACAGAAAUAUCUACCACUCCCACAACCGAGCCCAGUACUACAACUUCAACAACAGAGACCACCACAGCACUCACCACAACUACGGCAGUAGAAACCCACACAACUACAACGACAGAACCCAGUACUACAACUUUAACAACAGAGACCACCACGGCAGUCACACCAACUACUGCAGUAGAGACCCCCACAACUACAACGACAGAGCCCAACCCAGCUUCUACAACACAAGCGGAACCAAUAUAUCCAAUAUAUCCGACCUACAUACCUCCCUACGUGCGGCCCACGACUACAGGAAGACCCCCUUAUUAUCCCAUGUACCCCUGGAGCUCGAACAAUGGCAAUUCGGCAGUAAAUUGUUAUCUCAGAAAUCAGCAGAAGUACAGAAAGGAUUGUUAUGGAGAGCGCUGGAUACCGAGGACAAUUUGUUACCGCUGCUGCUACUACGACUAUAACCAAAUAGCCGGAUGCAGUGAAAUUCACCGAGGACGGUGUUCGUGGUACGACCAUGCUCGAUGGGUAUCUCCAUUAUCCAUAUCUCCAUUCUAUGUGUCUUAAAUAGCUAUAAAAGCUGCCUUAAUAUCGAAAUUAAAUAAAAACUGUACACUUCUGUUAUAAA